Molecule: messenger RNA, 3726 nt
Organism: Rhagoletis pomonella (apple maggot)
Lineage: Eukaryota; Metazoa; Arthropoda; Insecta; Diptera; Tephritidae
Gene: GckIII
Product: germinal center kinase 1
Exons: 9
Coding region: 531-3350 (939 amino acids)
Biological process (GO): protein phosphorylation
Molecular function (GO): ATP binding; protein kinase activity
Source: RefSeq, a predicted model, not a curated record
AAACAAAUUUUUAAUCAAGUAAAUAAAAAACAAGCAAAAAAAUCUUAAUUAAAAUUCCCGCCAGCGGGUUAAAUCACUGUGUACGUUCCUUAUGUCUGUGCCAAUAAAUGUGCGCGCUCGAUACGCGGUGGAACAUAGUAAUGAGUAAAAAAUUGUGUCUAAUAUUACCAAAUAUUUUUUACUACGUAUGUAUGUACAUACAUACAAUGCAGCAUAUGAAAGAUGACACAAUAAUUAAACCAAAGAUAAAAAACAAAUAUCAAUCAUUUGUGUACACUGAUAUGUAUAAUGUAUGUAUAUAUAAAAAUAGUACAUUGCUUUCAUUGAUGUGCCAUUGCCACUGGAACGUCGAAUCGCACACUUCAGCUGCCCAAAAACAGUACAGGCAAUAACAUUUGUGCGCGGUGUCGUCAUCAUAGUCAAACAAGACGGAAAAAUAAACAUUUAAUUCGCUGUAGUAAGAUAAAUACAUACGGCAACAUUAAAACCAACAACAACCACAGCAGCAAGUCAACUGAAAUACUGUAGGAAUGUGGCGCAGCACUCACGUCAACGUUGAUAUUACAAACAAUGCCGGGAGUGGCAAUGCUAAUUCUGGUGCUGGUGGAGGCGGAGGCGGAGGCGGCAUACAACGCAGCGCAUCAACACAAUUUAAUUCGAAUCAUCAUCAUCAUCACCAGCACCAGCAACAACAACAACCACAACAGCAUACACAUCAAUCACAUUACAACGAUGGCGCAACACCUGGCAGCGGUGCAACCUCAAAGCAAAUGUCCCAAUUGCAGCGCGAUCGUUUCGCUUCCCCGCAGGCCAUACUACAAGAUGCCAUUGCUGAAUCGAAGAUAAGUUUACAUGUGAAUUAUCGGCAUAACAGCAGCAACAACAGCAACAACAACAACAGUAGCAACAGCAAUAGCAACAACAAAUUGGAUCAUCAUAGCGGUGCCAUAUCCGUACAGCCACGCCCGCGUCCCGUCUCCAUGUACGAACAGUAUCGAUCACGCCCAUAUAGCGCCGUUUUGGAUUCUCCACCGCCGCCAGUAACGCCAACAGCAACAUCAGCAGCCAUGGCGCUUGGACGCAGUGAGAGUUUCUAUUUUGGUGAGAGCGCGCAAAAUGUGGCAGCAAUGCGACAGCAACUGCAAUUGCAACAACACAAGUCACAUCAACAGCAGCAACACUACACAAAGCAUGCGCAGGCGGCAGCGGCGGCGGCGGCGGCGGCGGUGGCAACUAGUGGAAAAUCGUCAGCGCGUCGUGCAAAUUUGCGGCAAAGCCCCAGCGAAUUGAAAGUCGAUCCUGAGCUUAUUUUCACGAAGCAAGAAAGAAUCGGGAAAGGUUCCUUCGGCGAAGUAUUCAAAGGCAUCGACAAUCGAUCGCAGCAGGUCGUGGCUAUAAAAAUAAUUGAUUUAGAAGAAGCGGAAGAUGAGAUCGAAGAUAUACAACAGGAAAUUAUGGUACUGUCACAAUGUGACUCGCCAUUCGUUACAAAAUACUACGGAUCGUAUCUAAAGGGAACAAAGCUAUGGAUAAUAAUGGAAUAUUUAGGUGGCGGUUCGGCGCUGGAUCUUAUGAAAGCUGGUUCUUUCGAGGAAAUGCACAUAGCAAUUAUAUUGCGUGAAGUAUUGAAGGGUCUGGACUAUCUACAUUCGGAGCGUAAACUGCAUCGAGACAUCAAAGCGGCCAAUGUAUUACUAAGCGAAAUGGGUGAUGUGAAGUUAGCAGAUUUCGGUGUGGCCGGACAGUUAACAAAUACAACGUCGAAGCGUAAUACAUUCGUAGGUACGCCAUUUUGGAUGGCACCCGAAGUGAUAAAACAGUCCAUGUACGAUUCAAAAGCGGACAUUUGGUCGCUGGGCAUCACAGCCAUUGAGUUGGCAAAGGGUGAACCACCCAAUUCGGAGCUGCAUCCAAUGAGGGUAUUGUUUUUGAUACCGAAAAAUAAUCCUCCGCAAUUAACAGGAAAUUAUACGAAAUCUUUUAAAGAUUUUGUGGAAGCGUGCCUUAAUAAGGAUCCUGAAAAUAGACCGACAGCCAAGGAACUAUUAAAAUAUCCUUUUAUCAAGAAAGCCAAGAAGAACUCGUACCUUAUCGACUUAAUCGAUCGCUACAAAAAAUGGAAACUCCAGAAGGGCGACGAAAGUGAAACGGAAUCAGAAAAUUCAGAUUCUGAUGAAUCGAAGCCUGGUGGCAAUAAUGACGAACCUUGGAUUAUGACCGUUAAAGGACUCAGUAUCAAUAAUGCAGCACGCGCGGAAUCGGUUGCUAACAGCAGCAGCUUUAAAGAUAUGGAACACCUAAAAAUGCCACAGAAAUUAUCACAAAGCAGUGGAGCAACGCCGAUUGCAAUUAAUGCAAUCAACAAACACUAUCCGGGUAGCGGUGCAACUACGGUGGCGUCAUCACCCUCAUCCACAUCGCUACAGCAACAGCAUCAGCAACUGCACGAUAAUAUGGCGGGUAGUCCGCCAGGUAUGCCAUCUGCUCUAUCAGCUACAACAUCUUCGUCCGCAGCUUCGCCACGUGAUAGUAACUUAAAUCAUUACAAACACACAGCGGCAGCGGCUGGUAUUAUACGCUCGUCCAGCUCUAAUAUAGCGCAUCAACCGCUUAGUCCAACACAGAAGCAAACAUCUGGCAGCCAAGAACUACUCUCAUCCUCGAGUGGUAACAAUUCGCCAAAUGCUGCGGAAGGUAUGAAGAAGAUCAGCAAUAGCAGCAGCAGCAAUGCGGUCUUCCAGGAGUCGUCGAAAUCGAACCUAAGGCAGAGCCGUUCCGCCUCGCUCGACGAAGAGCACGAUCAGCGGCGUUCAUCGCUCAUUGAGCAUGCCAAAAGCGAAGACCAACUGCGAGAGGAAGAUGCGCGCGCGCAGCGGCGUAGUAUGCAUGCGUCCGGCGCGUCAUCUAACUCAACGCCAAUGCUUAGCUCGAGUAGUGGCAAUUACAAUGGCAAUGCAGCGUUGUCGAAUAGCACGCAUGGCGAGCGCUCCUCGUAUGGUGUUACUUUAGAGCAGUCCGGAGCGUCUGCCUCGGCUACAUCGGUGGCGUCCAGUAAUUCCAAUCAUAAAAUGGGCGGCGGCGGCAACCGUGUGAUGCAAACGAAUAGCGCAUGUCUGAACAAUUUCCUCUUUCCAGUUCUGACGGAUAUUCAACGAAAGUAUGCCAAUUCAAGCAAAAAUUCAAACGUAACGGACAUUGGCGACUUGAAGUCAGUACUUGAAUUAGCUGAGCGUAGCAGUCCAGGCGUCAGUGAUUUGUUCCUCAAAGAAAUAAUUCACAAAUUAGUUCCAGGCUAUUCAGAGACGCGUAUCAACAACAUUAUGGACAGGGCUAUCAGAAAUAAGAAGUAAAAACGAACACAAUGGUACAUGGACUGAUUUUAAACAAAGCAGCAACAUUGAAAUAUCAACAGUUAUGAUAUUUAAAUAAUAUAAACACAUACUAUCAACCAGAUUGGAGAUUGGCACAUGUGCAUAUAGGUACAUACAUAGCAGAUAUUUAAGAUAUUGCGACAAGUGCGCAAUUAAUCAAUAACUCUUGAUAAGUAACUCCAUACCUACAUAAAUAAUUUAAAUUAUAUUUAAAAGAAAUUAAAAAACAAACACAACCAGCAGUGUACCAGCAAUAUUGUUUGUUAUGAUAGUGUAAUAUUUAUUGGAUUCCAAAUAAAUCGUUGUCACGCUGAAUGUGCCGCGACGAGCUGUUAGAUUCUCGUUUGAAGAUUAA